This is a messenger RNA of Vigna umbellata (rice bean), 2512 nucleotides long. NCBI's taxonomy places the organism in Eukaryota, Viridiplantae, Streptophyta, Magnoliopsida, Fabales, Fabaceae. The record is from RefSeq and is a predicted model, not a curated record.
AAGCAAAAUUAAAUACGUUGCGUUCCGCUGGCAAUUGAAAUCCUCCACCUCUGCUCCACAAACCCGGGAAAAAAUAUUGCCUCAUCGAAAAACGGAAAUUACAUAACACUUUCUCUCAGAAAUCGCCACCACAACACAACACCAAUCCACGGUUCCCGCCAAAACCGAUGCUAGGGUUCACUCUUCCGUUUCAGCUUCGAUGCUGCCAACACCUUUCCCAGCAACCGCCCCUUCCCAGCCCGAUUUCGCCCAAGCCAUUCUACCCGCCCGUCGUUCCCUCUGUCCCUCGGCCCCGAAUCGGCCCCGGUCUGCGCGCCAGUUUCCCAGUCUUGUCCGGUUCGGUUUUCCCGGAGGAUGAGCCGGACGUGGAGCUGGGGCGGCUGCUCUCUCUGCUUCCGGAGGAGAUGCGGCGUCGCGUGAGUGACCACGCGGAGCUGCCGCAGCUUAUUGAGGUUGUGAUGGAUUUGGGCCGGAAACCGCUCGCGAGGUUUCCCUCCGGGGAUUUCGUGAUAUCGGAGUAUCCUAUCACGGUUCAGGAUAUCGAACACGCCACUGCUCAGGUUGGUGACUUUGCUAUUGAUAAUCGAGCAGGAAUCAGCAGAACAUUGCAUCGAAUUAGUGCUAUCAGAAAUCGCAAGGGCACAAUUAUUGGUCUAACUUGUCGAGCUGGCAGGGCAAUUUCAGGGAGUGCUAUGUUGUUGCAAGAUUUGAUUAAGGAUGGGGCUUCUUUGUUGUUGAUUGGACCUCCAGGAGUAGGCAAAACUACAAUUAUUAGGGAAAUUGCUAGGAUGCUGGCAAAUGAUUACAAGAAACGGGUGAUGAUUGUGGACACCUCCAACGAAAUCGGGGGUGAUGGUGAUAUACCUCAUGCUGGAAUAGGCAAUGCUCGACGAAUGCAAGUUCCCAACUCUGAUGCGCAACAUAAGGUAUUGAUAGAAGCAGUUGAAAAUCAUAUGCCACAAGUUAUUGUAAUUGAUGAGAUUGGUACAAAACAUGAAGCAAUGGCUGCAAGCACAAUUGCACAACGUGGGAUUCAGCUUGUUGCCACUGCUCAUGGAAUCACAAUUGAGAAUCUUAUAAUGAAUCCUUCCUUAGAGAUGCUUGUUGGAGGGAUACAGAGCGUGACACUCGGGGAUGAAGAGGCCAGUCGCAGGGGUGUUCAGAAGACUGUAUUGGAGAGGAAAGGCCCAUCUACAUUUAGUUGUGGAGUGGAGAUUAUUUCAAAGACAGAAUUGCGUAUUCAUCGUAGCCUUGAAGCAACUGUAGAUGCUAUUCUUUCUGGUCGUUUUCCAAAUGUAGAAAUACGGAAAAUGAAGUCUCAAGAGCAGGAAGAGAUUUUAGACGAUGGACCUAUUAGUGACAGUUCUCUUCAAAAAAAUUGUGAAAUUAUGUUUGAAGAAGUUACGAAGGGAGCUGAUGAUCAAACCAGCCAAAAUGAAUCACUUUUGAAGUUGCAUGCUGACUUGGUAGAAGAUUCCUGGGACCAUAAAUCGCCACUUGGCCUGUUUUGUUAUGGGGUAAGACGUUCUUAUCCAAUAGCCAAAACCCUACCACAAAUACAUGGAGUAAACGUUGAUAUUAACCGAAAGUUUACUCUUGUUUUAUUUGCUUACUUGUUGUGUGCUUCUUAAUUCUCUUGAUGCUAUUAUAUGUUUUGAUACAGUAAUACAUGAAAAGGAUUAAACUGUAUGAGAGAAAAGAUUUUAUUGAAUUGAUUCAACGAAAAAGUACAUUAGUCUCUAUAUAUAGAGAACUCUAACCCUAAAGUAAUGAUUCCAAAGAGAUUUUUAGAAUCUUCCAAUAGUACCCUUGUAAUUAAUUACAAUAUGUCAAUAUCCUAUUGUAGCUUACAAAAGAUAUUUUCUCUUGAAUUAACACUCCUCGUCAAGCUAUCGAAUGGAUGAUCAUUCAAUAGGAAGACUUUUUGUGAACAACUAUUUUAAUUAAAGCCCCAAUGAGACAUAAAGCAAUGAUAAGGCCACCAUCUAGUUUUUCUUUAAUAAAGUGUUGGUCUAUCUCUAUGUGCCUAGUCUCAACAUUCUGAACUUGAUUGUGAACAAUCUUAGUAGUUGAUUUAUUAUCAGAAUAAAGAGUCAGACUCUUCAUUUGUCACUUUAUUCAUAAUAAUUCUCCGAGCCAUUGCAAUUCGCUCACUCCAUGUGCAUAGCUUGGAAUUUAGCCUCUGCAUAAGAUCUUACAACAAUAUUUAGUUUUUCUACAUUUCCAAGUCAACAGAUUUCCACCCUAGAACAUGGAAUAUCUUGAGGUGGAUAUCCUAUCUAUAGUAGACCCUGCAUAAUCUGCACAGUUUACACUUCCAUUUUUAACUUUUCAUUCCUCUUGAACAACAAUCCCCUUCUUGGAUUUGUCUUCAAACAUUGAAGGAUUAUAUUCACAGCCUGUAAAUGUCUCAAUUGAAUAAUGCAUGCACUAACUAUACUCACAAUAUAAGAUAUGUCAGAUCUAGUGUAUUCUAAGUAAAUGAGCUUGCCCAUAAGUUUCUGUUGAAAUA